AUGCCACCACAGAUUUUGGAUUUCUGUUCCAUGCCAACAUUGGCCUGCCAGUAUGCAGCACAAAACAUGAGAAAAAAAGUUUCCGUUUACAACGAUCCGAAAUCAGAGACAACUUUAAUGGGGAAAACAUUCUCCAAGACCUCUAACAAACGUAAGAUUGACGCCAUUGACGUUGAUAAUGAUCAGAAAAGACCCCAAACUUCUGAGGUCCUAAUAUCACUUCAAAGCCAUGAUUUCAUCAAAACUUUGAACCACUCUCCUAUGAGUGACGUCAUCCUGGCGGCGGACCGGCAGUCGAUUUACUCUGAUCAUGUGGUAGACGGGUCUAGUUACCAUGGACUCCCGACCGUGACCGGGAAAAACAUGGUUCUUAUGGCCAUUUCGCCAGAAACGAUGUCUGCGGUACUGAAAGGCUACUACGACCAACAUAUUGAUCAUCUGACCGUCAUAGACUGCAGGUACCCGUACGAGUUUGAAGGAGGCCACAUCCGGGGUGCCAUUAAUCUCUACACAAAGGACUCAAUCCGUAACUAUCUUAACGAGACAAUGACGUUAUCAGACAAGAAUCACGUGAUCAUCUUUCACUGCGAGUUCUCAUCAGAACGAGUCCCAAAAAUGUACCGCCAUCUUAGAUCACUGAAUCGAGACUUGAACAAUGAUUCAUAUCCACGACUGAAUUUCCCAGAGGUUUACCGGCCAAUGCUUUCCUGUAAGCUACGUUCCGAUGUUGCACCCGGGGCACGUGGACGACUUGCGUCACUUCUGCGGCAGGUCCAAGUCGUGGGCGUGCAGGCGAAAACACCGUCACAGUUCACGUUUAAGAAAAAAGUGGCAAUUCCCUAA
Molecule: messenger RNA, 843 nt
Organism: Mya arenaria
Lineage: Eukaryota; Metazoa; Mollusca; Bivalvia; Myida; Myidae
Product: M-phase inducer phosphatase 1-B-like
Exons: 4
Coding region: 1-843 (280 amino acids)
Biological process (GO): positive regulation of G2/MI transition of meiotic cell cycle; G2/M transition of mitotic cell cycle; protein dephosphorylation
Cellular component (GO): cytoplasm; nucleus
Molecular function (GO): protein tyrosine phosphatase activity
Source: RefSeq, a predicted model, not a curated record